Paraglomus occultum is the source of this 1821-nucleotide messenger RNA. The record is from the annotation of a GenBank genome assembly. NCBI's taxonomy places the organism in Eukaryota, Fungi, Glomeromycota, Glomeromycetes, Paraglomerales, Paraglomeraceae.
AUGCACUCAUUACAUUCAAAUUUUUCUAAACCUGCAGAAGACGCAAAAGACGCAAAAGAACCCUUGCCCGAUGAUAUCUUAACCGACCAAAAACGAUCUCGACGAUUGAGCAAUAUAAAUAUUCAUGGCAUCUCGACAUCUGAUGUUGGCUCACCAAAUCAACGACCAAUUGAUUCUACAGCAACAUUAUCGGGACGACUAAUGCCCGAUCUGAUGUAUUCAAACGAAUAUAACGAACCAAAUGCCUACCAAAAAGACCAGCUACGGAAUGAACGCAUUUAUAAUUUACAACCUUAUUAUAAUCAAACUGGUGCAGAGGCAACAAGGAGAAGUGCUAGAAAACCCAUCAAUCGCCCAAUUACGUCUAAUGCAAGUGCUCCCAAUUUGUUUGACAAUGUGAAACCUCCCGGCGAACAUGGCAAGGGUAUUCCUCAAAAACAAAAACCCCUUUCUCCACAACCAUUUCGCCCACCACCGCGAACUCCCAAAGACGUUCGUGCCAAGGACAAUAGCGAUAAUGACUCUGACGAUGUUCGCGGUCAAGACCUUUUACGUUACGCACCUCGUGAACAAAUUUCUCUACUCGCUUCUAAACUCGAAAAGACGAAAAACAAACUUAAAGCAAAGGCUGAGGAGUCUCGGACGUUAAGAAGAGAAGCAGACGAAAAAUACAGGCAAUAUGAAGAACAGAUUCAAGAGCUUAGAAACGAGCUUAGCAAUGUGAAUCAGCUAAACAAUAGUUAUACGGAAGCGUGUCGGGAAAAGGAAGAAUUAACUAAACAAGUGAACAAAGCUAAAGAAGAAAAAGAGGCCAUCCUUGCAAAGCAUGAAAAUGAUAGAUUAUUGCAGCAGAGGGCUCAUGAAAGUGCUGAAGCAGAAGUCCGAAAGUUGCGCAAAGAAAUGCAAAAACUGAAAGAAGAAGCUUCAGCUUAUCAAUCGGCUCUUGGUUCGGCAACCAACAUCCGGUGGAGCGAUGACGACUCUAACAAUUCAGUCCAACUUACCAAAGCGAUCAACGACCUCCAACACCUUCUCAGUGACUUGUGUAAAGUCAAAGGUGCUAGCGUGAAAAUCAACGAGGAAGCAGCCGCAGAGCUACUACGUCAAUACAAAUGCGAGACAAAAAUGACAGAUAAACGACCGAAACCUGUUCUGAGUGCUUGUCUUCAACGACUAGUUUUAGAAACGAUAUUCUCACAUAUAGAUGCCUUUAUAAAUGGUAGUCUUGAAAUAGCUACUAAUGGACGUCAACCACCGGAUGAGGAUCUUGAGGCAUCAAUUAUAAGCACGACAAGUCAUCUGGUUUCUUUAGUUAGUCAGUUCUCUUCAUCUCGCAAAGGCACUGAUCAAUUAACAACUAUCACUCCAAUAAAAAUACGGCAACAAAUCUAUGCUAUUCUAGGCUCGCGAGCGUUUGUAAACUCGUCCCACCCCUUCAUUAAAAACUUGACCGACGACCUCGUCACAACCAUGUCGCGAUAUCGAGUUCUUACUCUCGAAGGCAGGAAAAAAGAAGAAGCUAUGAUGGAAGUACAUGAUCUAAUUCAGCAGGCGAUACAUCUAUACUUUGGAUUCCAUGCACAGGAGCCGGUACCAGAUUUUAAGUUUUUCUUUGAGAGUGGCGAGAAGUUAACACCGAGUAUGAUGGCCGGACCGUGGAGUGAAGAUGAAGUCGAAAAUUUAGAAGUGGAGAUAUGUUCAUUCCCUCUUGUAAGGAUAGCCGAUACGAAUAGAGUGCUGAGCAAAGCCCAAGUGAUACCGAGAGGAAAAAACGGAAUGGACGAAUUAGAUGAAGAGACAUAUAAAGAUAGUUUUUUUUGA